AUGGCAGGAGAAUCAGAAACUACUUUUCAAGAUGUCGACGCAAAUACUUCAUUCAUAGAAAAUCUUGAACAUCGAGGUACAAAAUUGUCUGAUGAAAUCACAAGGAUGUUAGAAAGCUUAGAGCCACUCCCAGAAUCACCUGGAUGCUGCAUCUACAAGGUUCCAGAUCCCAUUCGCAAUUCCAACGAAGAAGCUUACACUCCUCAAAUUAUAUCCAUAGGGCCUUUCCACCAUGGUAGCCAAAAAUUGCAAACCAUGGAAAAGUUUAAACUGAGAUAUCUCAAGAGUUUCAAGGAACGAUCCCAGAUCAUAGACUUGGAAGAUUUAGUAAGCAGUAUAAGAGGUGUGGAAGAAAGUGUUCGUGAAUGUUAUUCAGAGACUAUUCCAUUUGGGAGUGAUGAUUUUGUGAAAAUGAUCUUGUUGGAUGCGAGCUUCAUUAUUGAGUUCUUCUUGAAAAAAUGGUCGAAAAGCUGGACCUCACACGAUGCUAAGAUAUUAAAGCCAUGGUACUGGGGCAGGCUGCAGUUGGACUUGAUGUUGCUUGAAAAUCAACUUCCUUUCUUUGUUAUUCACAAAAUAUAUGACACUGCAUUAUCAUCUUCAUCAAUAUACCCUUCCUUCAUUGACCUUGUCAUUCACCAAUUUGGAUAUACUGACGUUCAAAUUAUAGAGGAUCCCAAUAUCGUGAUGCAAAUAACGCACUUUCUUCACCUGCAUAGGAGCUAUAUUUGCCAAGACAGCGAAAGGCAAACAGAAAGAAGUCCCGGAAUAAUUCAGGAAAUGCAUAGUGCAACCCAACUGGCUGAGGUAGGAAUCAAGUUUAUGGCAUACAGCGGGGAUUUGUCUCAGAGUGACAUAAAAUUAGUAGGCCGAGUGAUGGAAAUCCCACGCUUUAAGUUAGACAAAAACACGGAGAUUUAUGCUCGAAACCUGAUCGCCUUUGAGCAAUGUCACUUUCCAAGUGCUGCAUAUAUUACUGAUUAUUACUUCCUGUUACGUUUAUUAAUCAGAAGUCAGAGAGAUGUGGAUUUACUUGUUCGAGAGAAGAUCAUCGUUGAUUGGGUAGAUGACAUCGAUGCAACUUCUGUGCUCAACAAGAUCUUAGAAAAUAUCGACUGUUCAUGGAUGAACGUUAAUUAUAGACAUCUUGCUGAAGAUCAAACAAAUUCUAUGAAGCCCGCGUGA
Molecule: messenger RNA, 1185 nt
Organism: Juglans microcarpa x Juglans regia
Lineage: Eukaryota; Viridiplantae; Streptophyta; Magnoliopsida; Fagales; Juglandaceae
Product: UPF0481 protein At3g47200-like
Exons: 1
Coding region: 1-1185 (394 amino acids)
Source: RefSeq, a predicted model, not a curated record